This is a messenger RNA of Paramisgurnus dabryanus, 2042 nucleotides long. RefSeq names its product serpin peptidase inhibitor, clade G (C1 inhibitor), member 1 (gene serping1). Gene Ontology annotation, biological process: negative regulation of endopeptidase activity. The record is from RefSeq and is a predicted model, not a curated record. NCBI's taxonomy places the organism in Eukaryota, Metazoa, Chordata, Actinopteri, Cypriniformes, Cobitidae. Gene Ontology annotation, molecular function: serine-type endopeptidase inhibitor activity.
AACAUUUGUGCAAUGAUUUACCCAUUACCAAAGAGAACGCAGGAAAAAAAUCACAAGAAACUGCCACACAGACACAAUAAAUAACAUUUCAUGAGCUUGAAGCUGCAUCUGGGUACUGCCAUCAGUAUGUAUCGAAUCGUUCUGCUGCUCUUGUUAGAGCUCUCCCUGACUUCCUGUAAUCUGACCAUUCCAUUAAACCUCGACAUUUCCAUUCCUUGCCUUCCUGAUAAUGCACCUGUGCUGGGUGACUCUAAAUUUACCUGGACGUUUACACCCGCUCAGACACACGCUCAGCAUCUCCUGCCUUCGCAAGGCAACAUCUUGCACCUCACAAACCUAAAUGCCAACAACGAAGGAGAGUACAGGUGUGUACAAGAAGGAUGGAAAGGAGAAGAUCGGGUGAGGUUGGAAAGAAAAUUCACAAUACACGUUGCAGAACCGCUACCAUUCCGGGAGUGGAAGGUCAUUAAAGCGCAAGCUGAGAAUGAUGUGAUCCUUCCAUGUCAGGUUCCUAAUUCUCUCCCAUUUGGACCGAACAAAACAACCCCUGUAGUCUGGAAACGAGAGAUAUCUGGAAAGUGGGUGCAGCUUAAACCCAAAGAUAAAGAUGAGCACAGGAUAGUCUGGCAUAUCAGGCCCGAAGAACAGGACUGGUCCAUAGAAAUUCUUAAGGCUGAAGAAAAAGAUGCUGGAAUGUAUCAAUGUAUCCCUCAUAAUUCGACUGAGACCCUGUUGAUGGAGCUGGAAAUUGAAGCUCCUCCUCUGCCCCGCUGCUAUAACCAAACCGGCCCCUGGGAGUCCUGCGUGGAUCCUGAGAACAGAUCAUGGAGAUCAAUUUUGCGGGAAUCACUCGUUCAUUUCUCCACUACAGUCUACUCUCAUCUUAAAGGUUCAAAGCCGACAAAAAACUUGAUCUUCUCCCCAAUCAGUAUUGCUACCGUUCUCUCUAACCUGCUUUUGGGUUCCCGAGCUGAGACCAGAACGCAGUUAGAAAAUGCUCUCAAGAUACCCAACGACUACUCCUGUGUGCAUUCUGAAAUGAAACGACUGAAAGAAUUAACCAAAGAGACACUGGGCAUGGCCUCUACCAUCUAUUACGCUCCAGACCAAACGUUGGGUGAGGCAUUCAUCAACCAAUCACUGGAGUUUUAUGACUCUGUACCACAGAACCUGACCAGUGACAGUGAUCUCAACGCAAAGCUCAUCAAUAAAUGGGUGGAAGAGAAAACGCAUGGGAAAAUCACUCAUUUAGUUGAUGAAGUGGAUCCAUCCACAAUGUUUGUUCUGGUAAAUGCCGUCUACUUUAACAGUAAAUGGAAGAUGGUUUUUGAAUCCAUGAAUAAAAAGGCAAACUUUACAAAAUUCUCAGAUGAGGUUGAAAACGUGCCCUGCCUCUUCAGCUCCAAAUACAAGCUUGCCAUAAACUACAUUCAAAACUUACAAGCUCAGGUUGGAAGGUUUCCUCUCACAGACAAAAACAGUCUUUACAUACUGCUGCCAUCCUCGACAUCAGAAGAAUCCUUCACAUUAAUGGAGAGUAAAAUAAACUUCGAUACUAUUUCAGAAAUGGUUUACGAAAUGAGCAAAAUCGCACUUCAAACUGCGGAGGUCACGCUGCCAAAAAUAAAGCUGGCUGUGACCACACCAUUGGAGAGGUUAUUGACCAGUCUGGGUUUAUCAGAUCUCUUCGAUGAUCCUAACCUGUGUGGUAUGACUACUGAACAAUCACCCAUCUCGGACGCUCGCCAUCGUGCCUUUCUGUCGCUCACGGAAAAGGGAGUGGAGGCAGCAGCGGCGACCAGCAUUUCUCUCUCUCGUUCUUUCCCUGUUUUCACAGCCCUACAGCCCUUCAUUCUGAUUGUGUGGAACGAUGAGAUCGGUGCUCCCCUCUUCAUGGGAAGGAUUGUUGAUCCAAAUAGCUCACAGUAACGAACAAACCCAUGUCACAAGAAAAGCAACUGAUGAAUAAAAUUAAACUUUCUGUUUUUCACAAUCAUUAUACAAUUAUUCAUCACAUCCAAUAAAAACAAACCUGAUCAGUU